Messenger RNA from Thlaspi arvense, 546 nucleotides. The record is from the annotation of a GenBank genome assembly. NCBI's taxonomy places the organism in Eukaryota, Viridiplantae, Streptophyta, Magnoliopsida, Brassicales, Brassicaceae.
AUGGAAACAAACAAAGAAAUAAAAUUAUUCGUUAGUAAAAAGGUCUCUUGGCAUGAAGCGGUAUGGUUCAAAGGCCACAUCCCUAAGUACGCUUUUAAUUUUUGGGUGGCAAAUAAGUGUAGGUUACCCCUCUGUACCCGUCUUCUCAAGUGGGGCAUCGGUAGCUCUGAUGCUUGUUGUAUGUGCAAUCUGCAUGAAGAAACUAGGGAUCAUCUCUUCCUUCAGUGCGAGGUUAGUAUCCAAGUUCUUAAACUCCUUCUCACUCGGCUAGGGGAACCCUCAAAAACCUUCGCAAGCUGGCCACACUUCAUAGACUGGAUACUCGGACCUUCCCCACACACCCCGAAAAUUAUCAAGCUCCUUGCAUCUCAGACAGUGAUAUACUUCCUCUGGAAAGAGAGAAAUCUGAGGCUCCAUGAGAAUGUAUCAAGCACUCUGAAUCUCAUUUUCAGGUUGUUUGACAGGUCUAUCCGCGAAGCUAUCCACACACAGAACAGAACGCAAUCAACUGACCUGCUAUCAUCCUGGUUUCGUCACGCCAACUGA